AACGUUUAUGUGAUACAACAUUUACAUCAAGAUAUUGUGUUACAUAUAGAACACAAGUCUAAUUCUUUAAUCUUUCAAAAAAAAAAAGUCGAAUUAUUUAAGAUGGCUAUUGCACAAAACAAACGUUUCCUAGUAGUGGUUCUAUUCCUCAUCUGUUUCAUAUCGAUCCAAGCUAGAGCACGAACACUGAAGGAAAAAAGCAAUGAUGUAACGAGUAAUACUCAUAAUAAUAAGGAAGAUCAUAUGUUUAAGGCAAAAGAAGAACAUAAUGUGGGAGAUGAAGUAUUUUCAAUGGAUUACACUCCAGCUAGAAGGAAGCCACCGAUUCACAAUUGAAAUAUUGUUUGCAAUUUAUGCUACAAUUUAUUUUGCGCUACGAAAAUUUUGUUUAUCUUUAAAUAUUGAUCUUGUAAAGUCAUAAAAUGUUGUAUUUUCUUUUUCAUGAAUAUAAAACGUUGUAAUUAUACAUAUUGAUAUGAUACACGGCAAUAAAAUCAUUUUUCCUA
Medicago truncatula (barrel medic) is the source of this 506-nucleotide messenger RNA. RefSeq lists its product as uncharacterized. The transcript is spliced from 2 exons. Bases 103 to 336 code for a protein of 77 amino acids. The record is from RefSeq and is a predicted model, not a curated record. Lineage: Eukaryota; Viridiplantae; Streptophyta; Magnoliopsida; Fabales; Fabaceae.